This is a messenger RNA of Porites lobata, 17241 nucleotides long. NCBI's taxonomy places the organism in Eukaryota, Metazoa, Cnidaria, Anthozoa, Scleractinia, Poritidae. The record is from the annotation of a GenBank genome assembly.
CAAUUGUGUUAUGGCGGCCGGCGAUGUGAUGUGAUGUCGCCUCCGAAAUACAUUCUUCAUGACUAAUCUUUGAAGAUUUGUGUUUUAUGUCGUCGCAAACAAGUGCCUUUUAUUCCCCAGCAGCUAGCACUUAGGAAGGGACAGCUCAAACCCAGGGAGAGACCAUGGCAGCGAAUAUGUAUCUCGAACACUACCUCGAUAGUAAGUGAAUUUGUUUUCAGUCCCGUUUUUGCUCACAAGAUCCCGCCACACAGCUCCCACUAAUUUGCAUUUACUAUAGAGUAUCGGUCAUUCCUGUGACCGUAAAUCGAACUUUUGAUUCAUGCUAGGUUUACUCAUUUCAUGUUGUUAAAAAGUCCUUAUAUGGCUCUCGUGAAAUGUGUCAAUACUGUUCAGAUCGUGUUCUGAAUUUGUGGUUGAUAUCGUGCGUUUAAUCAAACAUCUCGACAGCCUGAUAUAGCUUAAGUUUGUGAGCCUCUUAGCUCCUUUUUUACCAGUUCACUAUUGACUAAAAAAGGAAACCAUCUCUCUUCAACGAUAUUGAGUUUGCAACUAUAUUAGAUUUUUGCCGGAUGUUGGAUUUUACACUUCACAAGCUUCAUUAUCUUUCAUAUCUAUGCAACUGAAUCGGAGGGUUUUCCCUGUAAUACUGUAUUGUAUUGAUAUGCAAUAUUUGAACAUGAUACGGGUAAAUGAUCUUGUUCCUUUUUAGGUAUUGAAAACCUUCCGUUUGAGCUACAAAGAAACUUCACGCUCAUGAGAGAACUUGAUCAAAGAACACAAGGUAAGCUGCAAUCAUGAAAAUUAUGUCUAAAAAAAAUCAAAAUUUUACAAUUACUGAAUGAGGCUGAGUAUCUAAUGAAGAAUUAUGAAGAUUGAGGAGGGCGUUAUCUGUCGAGGCCGUACAUGUAGGCCAAGGUGGAUGACACCCUCCGAGAUCUCCACAGUUCUUCAUAUGAUAUGAAAUUUGAUAAUUGUUUUAUUAUUCAUUCAAAAUAAUUCCUAGUUUAAAAACAUAGCGAAAACUUGCUUACCUCCAUCAGUGUUAAGUUCACCCUCCGAGAUCUCCACAAUUCUUCAUAUGAUGCGAAAUUCGACAAUUGUUUUAUUAUUCCUUCAAAAUAAUUCCUAGUUUAAAAACAUAGCUAAAACAUGCUUACCUCCAUCGAUGUUAAGUUCAUCUUCGAUAGUGCACAUUUAGGGUUGUUCAGCUCCGCAAAUAUUUUCCAAAUAGCAGAUGUCUCCUUUCAAGUUGUCUUCUUGCUGUUCUUGCCAUGUUUUUAGCUACAUGUAUUAUUUCACCUAGUUCUUACUCUUGCAACGAGUGAAAUUUUUUGUGAAUUUUUUUGUGUGUGUGUGUGUGUGUGUGUGUGUUGUAUUAUAAAUUUUUAUUCUAUAAUACAAGAGGAAUACCCAAUAAAGCUGUGGGAAAAAAAAUGUCCUCCAUUUUUCUUUUCACAACUGAAAACAACUCAACCUUGUUCCCGGGUCUUCUCGGUAAACGGUGCAUUGACCUGCAAAGAAGCUGCACUUUUGACGUCAUCGGUUGAUUAGUAUAGGUAAUAGCAUGAUUUGUAGUGAUAUUUGGCAGAAAUACCACGAGUGAUAAUUAUUUCAAAAUUGUUAUACGUAAUUUCACGAGCCAUUAGGCAAGUGAAAUUUGAGACAAUAUUAUUUUGAAAUAUCACAAGUGGUAUUUAUGCCAAAUAUCACGUACAAAUCAUGCUAUUAAUUGUUUAUACUACUACCCUUAGAAGGUUUGUAAUUUUCACAUGUAGGUAUUUCAAAUUAAACUGAAAUACCACUGCUCUAAGCCAAUCAAAUUGCAGAAAUUUCUCAUGUAGUAGUGUAAAUCGCAAAACUCGUCUAAAUUUCACCAAUUAUGGUGAAUUGUGCGUGUGCUUUUAGCCAAUCAGAAUCGGGGAAGUAUAAUUGAAUGAAUAAUAAAAAACAAUAAUAUCAGCCCGAUAAAAAUACAUGAUAUAAUUAAUCAUUCUUGUUGGCAAGUGCACAGUACUUUUUGUAAGCUUUAUCCAGGGGUUUCCCUUUAGGCCAACAUUGCCCUUGAUUUGAGUUUGCUGAGGAGUUAUGCUAACACCAGCAAAAAAUUCACUCACUGUGGAAAGCCAAUGAUUUUUAUUUAACUUAAUGUUAACUGCAUAAGAUCCUUGAUUGUUCAUUUUGGGCAAGUGCCUUAAAAUGUUAAUAAUUUUCUGAUGCAAUUCAAGGUCUUUAAAAGCAAGAAAAUAUUGUCCUUUACCUUGCAAUAAAAAAUUAAUUAAGGUUAAGCAGGGCUUUCGCUAAAAUUUCAAGUUGCAGGGUAUAUGUGAUUAGCAGGAGGGGAAUUGUCCAGCUAAGAAGUUCUUUUGGUUCCAUUUUCCUUUUGUUUCCUAUGAAAGUAGCCGCAGGAAAUCCGCGGCCUUCGGCUCUAAGUGACAACCCUGGUUUAAGGUGGCCCAAACCUAUUUACAUCCUUGAUGGUUAUGUUUUUAAAUCAUGUUUUUAAGCAGAAACGAUUAACCGAUUUUUAUGAUUUUUGGCAACUUUAAUAAAGAAUGGUCGAACAAAAUGCUGGUCAAAUUUAACCUUAAAAGUUUUUUUAUAUAUAUACAACAACACUUUAUUUCAUAUUUACACGCAAAGGAAAAAUUACAAAAACUGUAGAAAACUAGAAAAAAAAGGUAGCAAAAUUACAAUUUAUAAAAGGUGUUGAAAAUUACAACUGAAAUUAUCUUUACCCUUAUACGUCUUAUACACAAAAAAUCAGUAACUCUUCUAUUUAUUUAUUUUUUUAACAUAAAAUAGUAAGGUAACUGAUGAAAACUAUAUUUGCCAGAAUGAUUAAUUAUUGCACACAUAUUAUAUGCACACGUAUCCACAAUGGCUUUUAAAAAAGGAAAGAAAAAACAAACAAAUAAACAGACAGACAACUUAAACAGGACAGUUAAAGUAUUAAAUCUUUUAAUCUACAGAGCGCCGCCUACAGUUCACUUCCACAGAAUAGUACAUUCUUUUAAAAAGGGGAGGUUUUUAAUCAAGACCAUUUCUUUUUAAGAGUCUCUAAAGAAUUAUGGUCUUUUGCAAUUUGCCUUUCUAUUUCCACAGUGCAUUGAACUAUUUGUACGUACAUUUGGACAUUUGUAUCUCUUUGCUUACAGGUGUAGAUAUAAUGCCUGGAAAUAAGUAGUAAAAUAAUAGUGCAGUAAUAAAUCUUUUGCAUCGUUAAUUAAGCCAAAUAAGAGAGCUUCUGAGAGGCUGAAUUGUUCUACUUUGGAAGUGUUUUGCAUUAUCCAUUGAUAGCAGUCUUUCCAAAAGGCGUUAGAAUAUAUACAGCUCCAAAAUAAGUGAACCAGGUUUUGCGUUGUUUCUCCACAGAAGGUGCAGGAAUCAGACUGUUUAAUUCCUAUUUUGUAUAGAAAAUCAUUGGUUGCGAUUCGUCUAUGUAGAAGUUUAAACUGAAACUCUCUCAGUUUUGUUUCGUUAGUAGACCAAAAUGAUAAUGAAUAUGUGCUUUCCCAAUUAACCGUCUUGUUUCGUAUUGAGUCCUCAGCCAACCAUUCACCUUGGCUUUUAAGUGGUGUUGAAGCCUUUCUUUUCAAUGAGGCACUGAUAAGCUUUUUUUGCAGAAUUUUGUGUGGGAUAGGAGAGUUUUAGUUGCAUCUUGGGUUUGGUCGUUUCCGGUGAUGGGUGAACAAAGUUUUUUAUACCUUGUUAGAGUAGAUACAACUUUAUAGUACUCAAGAUAGUUAGCGUUAACUUUAAAUUUCCUACAAAAACAUCAAAGCUAAUAAAUCUAGAAGCCUCAUCAAGGAGGUCUUUGACAUUCUCCACACCCGCCUUAAGCCAUGAUUUGUAAAAAAAAAGGUUUCUUCUCGAUCGUAAUCAGUGAGUUAUGCCAGAUACAUGUUGACUCAAAACAUGGGUUCUUCUCACUAUAAUUUAAGUUGGACCAGUGUUCUACAAUUUCUUUUUAAAAAGGGUCUUUAAUUUUCAGUCAUGAUGCAUCUUUUUGUUUUAAAUUGCACAAGAACAAUAAUUUCCCACUGUAUCUCUCCAAGUAGUAAUCGAAAAACAUGUUCCAUGUACCUUUGUUCUCUGUGUUUAGGUAGCUUUGAACCCAUUUCAUUUUCAAAGAUGCAUUAAAACUUUGUAUAUCAAUCAUCUUUAGUCCGCCCUUAUCGUAGUCGUUAAUGAUUUCUGUUCGGCCCUCAAUUUUGUUGCCUUUGCUAUCCCACAAGAAAUCAUAUAAUAUCGAAUUUUUUUCGUGAACUACUUUUUGGUGUGAUGUUAGGGAUGACAACAGAUAGACUAUUUGAGACAUGGCUAGAGAUUUUAUUAUGGUGAUUUUGCCCAAGAGAGUCAGUCUUCUCACUGACCAACUAUUUAGAAUACUUUAGAGUUUAUCUAACUUUUCCAAAAAGCUGACAUGUACAGGAGUACAUGUAUCUUCCAAAGUUGAAAACCAUACUCGCAGUGCACAUACCUUAUCUUUGGCCCAUAAUAUUGGUUUCAAGGAGGGGAGGGUGAUUUCUGAACUUUUACAGGAGCCAAUCCAUAGGCCUUCAGUUUUUGCGUAAUUGACUUUAAGACCCGAGAUCAGGCCGAAACUGUCUAGGAGGUAUAGAGAUCUAGAAAAUGAGGACUGAGAUCCAUCUGGGAUGAAAGUUGUAUCAUCUGUGUAUUGUGAUAUUUUACAUUCAGUGCCAAGUUUGAUGAGUAGAAGUUCUUUAAUCUCAGCCUGCGUUCAGCAUAAAGUUGUUCUUCUUGUCGUGCCAGCUGUAUUUGCCAUAGGUUUCUGAUUACUCAGUUUCUUGCAGUAAAGCUCUGGGUAAGAAUACCCUCUCAGAUGGGAGAUAGUCUGUCAGCUUUCUUCCACGAUUUGUGCAGCAACUUUCACAAAUUAAUGUGUAAGUGUACGCAAUGUGGCCUUUUAAGGUUGAAUUUGAUCAGCAUUUUGUGCAGGGAGUUCUAUGGUCAUGAUUGACUUCAAACUUAGGGACAUAAACCAGAGAGCUCUGAGGUUUAUUUGCUGAAGCUGUUGUGGCAUUUCAAAGUUAUUUACAUUUUUAGUAAAAAUUCGGUUGUACAUAUUCAUUAAGUAUAUGCCAAUAUCUCAUACAUUUUUAUACCACGAGAAAAGUAAUAACAUUUUUUCAAAGUACGACCAUUCGUUAUUAAGGAUGCAAAAAUCAUAGAAAUCAGUUAAAUCGUUCCUGCUGAAAAAUGCGACUCAAAGACAGUCGUAACUAACACGCAUAUAAAUAGGUUAGGGCCACCUUAAUUCGUGUCGAAUAUAAUUAUAUGUUAACUGUGCAAAAUGUUGAGGUAAAUUGUUCGAUAUUAAAAGGAUUCCAGAUAUUUGGAGCAAAGAAGGAUGGAUACAUGUAGAGUUUGUGUUCAGUAGUCAUUAGAUUGAAAGUCAGAACUAGAAAAAGCCCAAAAUUAUUUGGUCAAGGCUGUGCUCGAAGAAAAACUGAAUCGCCGGAGCUGCUCUGAAGUUGUGCAGGAUGCCUUGCAUAGGAUUUCUAUGAAAAUAAAACUACUAAGAUUUUGUAGUCACCCAACAGCAAGAGUAAGGUGCCAGGGGGAAACUGGGUACUGCUGGAGCACAACCCUGUUGUACCCAGAAGAUAUCUUCAAAAUUACUUGUAUAUUAUAUCAAAAUGUGUUCUGACUGGAAGUUUUCAGAUUUAUCAGUUUUUGCCAUAUAAGUUAAAUAUAUGCAUAAAAUUUUUAAAAAAUAAAGGCAAGGGAGCCCAAGGAAGCCUUUAAGGCUUUAAAAAUAUAGUAACUAAUUAAUAGAAAUAACCAAAGGUUAUGGAAUGCAGGCAACAACGAUCGAAGGUCAAACGCUUUGCUCCAUCACUGUUCUUUGCAGAAGUGUCAUGUGACAGAUAGUCUAAACACGCGAAAUCAGAUUAUGAGUGAUAAAAAGUCUAAAUGCACGUGAUCAAAUUACAUUCUGUGCAUUCCAUUCAUUCUUAGUGGAAGUCCAAACGAAUGCUGGCUACAUACAUGCGGCGCGUGCACAAUAACAACAUGGAGAUUAGGAUUGCAGGCUCCUCUUGUCACCCGCAAUUAAAUAAAAUACUGGCAUUAGCAAGACAAUUUAACUAAGCACAUACAAUAAUAAUUAUUUUACAACAUAGAACGUGCAAGUGCGAAAACAAAAAAGAAGACGUGACAAAAAUAACACAAGAAUAUACAAGAGAAACAAGUGAAAAACUACACGCAAGCGUUAAGAGAAGUAAAGUGUGCUUAUACACCGAAUGCAAAUAUGGUGGACCUCUUGGCCGGCCUGGGUCCAGUUGCACAAAAUCAAGGGUAGUGACGCCUCAAGAGUUUUGUUGACUGCGCGUCUUAGCGAUUGAGUCGAUCGAUGUGGUUUGCUUCGAGUUGUUGCGUGCCUGAGCGCCACCAAAAAGGAGAUUUUACUCUAGCUGGAACUACCUUUACUUUCCCAAGAUCUUUUCAUAAAGAAAGUUAAGGAUUGAUGCAUUUCAGCGCGGCAAUGGGAAGCACUUAACAGUGAAAACGCAAGUGUGCUCGUUUCACUUGCUUUAGAAGAGAGGACUCACAGAAGUAUUUGAAGGAAAGAAUUUUCACAAGAGAUGGUGCUGUUCCAUGAUGUUUGCAUGGUCUGUUGUUUACCCAACAAAAGGUAAACAUUCUUGAAAACAGGGUCAUCCCAUGUUGACUUUAAGAUCUUUCAGAUUUCAUGCUGGAAACAGCUGCAUUAAAAUAUUACAAUAGUGACGAGUGUGAAUGAAACGUAACAAUCACAAUUGCCUGGUAAUCCUACAAGCAUAGCCUGUGGAACCAUGUAAGAACCAGAAGAAAGUGACAUGUUUGAAGAAUAGUCCUUUACUCAAAGUGCACUGAAAAAACUAACAGACGAACUUCCAUGAACUAAGAAAGUACGAAGAAGGUUUAAGGUUCUGGUUGGGAAGAGCUUGCAAUAAUUAUUAGAGCACUGUAUUUGCCCUUGCGUGUGAUCUAUUUUACUGAGAAAUUUGUCCAAGGGUUUCAAGAUAAACUAAAACACAGGAUCAUGAAGACUACAAAUAUAUUCGGCCUAUAGGCCUCAUUGUAAAAAUUUCAUACACAGAAGUGUCUCUGAGAGCUCCUAAGUAUUGUUAAGUCGCAAUGGCAGAUUCACUCGUUCUCGAGAAGGUUUACCUUUCCUGAGAACGAACAAAGCAAACUUGAAACAGAACCAUCUCUCAGGCAUUCUCAUUUAAAUAGUUUAGUGAGUCUUCUCUUCUAAUGUGAAGCGAGCACACUUUUGUUCUCUUAACUCCGUGACAGUGAAGCGCUUCCAUUCGCCACGCUGAAUGGCUUGCAUGAAUCCAUUUCUUUCUUCAUAAAGAACCUUGGCAAAGGGAAGAUAAUCAACUUUCAUUUCUGCUGGAGUUAAAUCUCCUCUUUAAUGGCUCUUAAGCAUGUACACAUAACAACUCGAAGCAAACCUUAUCAAUUGACUCAAUCGCUAAGACACGCAGUCAAAACAAAACUCUUGUGGCCUGACUAUGCUCGCUUUCACGUAACUAGAUCCGGGCUGGCCAAGAGGUCUGCCAUAUUUGCAUUCAGUGUUUACCAAGAAAAAUGCCUUAGUUUAAAAGUGAACACAGCAAUACUAGAGGUAUUGUCUUACAUUUGUCCUGCAGUAGGGCAAACAGAAGGAAUUCUUACUUCUAGUGUUAUAUGUUGACAGUGUUAUACAUGUAUAUUGACAGUUGAAUCCUUAAAUAAUGUACCUGUAGUGUUACAUAAGUUGACAGUUGAGUGACAACAUUUAUACAUUUAUGACUUGACUAUGGACAUAUAUGUAAGACACUGGAUCAUGUGUGGAAAUGUCAACAACACUAGAAAGAAUGACUGGAAGAGAAGAGGAGACAACGUACAUUGUAUAUUUCUCGAGGAAAAAGCAAUUACCAUUCAUUUGACUUCUGAUCUUUAGGCCCAAAUAUAAAAAAACUUCAUAACUUCAUAACUUUCAUUUUUGUAAACCUUAUAACUGCCAGGAUUUAGUAAGACCUGUUUUUAUGGUAACUGAAUAAACUAAUAUGAUUUUGCCACAUGGUUUUAGUAUUUUAUGCAUCAUUUUCCAUACUUUUAGACUUAUCAAAAGAAAUUAACACCAUGUCAGAAGAGUACAUGGCAAAUGUGAGGGAUAUGGAUGCUGCUAAGAGAACCCUACACUUAAAGAAGAUUGAAAAUGCCUUUGUUAAGAGUAGAGAAUAUGGAGAUGAUAAAGUUCAGCUGGCCAUGCAGACAUACGAAAUGGUUAGUCCCCACUCUUAUUUUUUGUAAAUCAAGGCUUAAAAUAGACUCAAUUUACAGUUGUUUGAGGCUUAUUGCAUAUUCCUCUCAACAACAUCAAUUAGAAAACCAGUCUGCAGGGAUUGUCCAUUAUGUCACUUAAUGCACUCUUAAUCCAAAUUAGCCUCUCAUUGCUUGAUGAUUUGCGAUUUGUGACACUGCUUCAUCACUGUUUUUAUUGUGGGACUGCCACUAAGAUUUCAAAUUGAAAUGAAACAGCUAGGGAUUUCUUUUGGUUCUUUUUUUGUUCUGUUUUCCUAUAAAAGUAGCCGGGGGCCACAUUGACAGCCCUGUUUUAUUGCUAGUGGUAUUAGGUCUGUAAGGAAAAGAAAAAUAUUGGUGCAAGAUUUGCAAUGAAUAGCAUUGUGUAAAUGGCAAAAAAACCUUUGGGAGUUAUUAAUUUCUCUGAGCACAUAAUUAUGUAUAUGUUGUAGUUAAUUUUUUUAUCUCAGGUAAUUUUUAUUUUUAUUUUGUUUCAACUUUAUUAGCAUACAUUACCAUAUCCAAAAACAAAAGAAAAAGAAAAAUUACCGGAGGUAAAAAAUUAACUACAACAAAUACAUUAUAAAGGGAGUUUACUCCAGUUAAAAUUGUGUCUGCAAAAUGAAAUAUAAUUUUAUCCGUGUCUCAUUGUUUCGCUGAUUGUAUUUCUAGAUGUAUUCAAGCUGAAUUUGUAAAGUGAUUUUAAUUUAUACAAUAGUAUUAUACUGUAUGUUCUCUUAGCAAGAAUGCACACUUUGUUUAUGAUAAUUUAGUUUUUUAUCAUGAUUAUUAAAUAUUAUUAUUAUUAUUAUUAUUAUUAUUAUUAUUAUAAAUCAAUGGUUAAAUAUCAUGUAUCACACCCUGAAAAGGACUUUGGUUGAAGUAAUGAAAUGAAGCAAGACCACAGAGAUCAAAGCCUUGUCUACUCUGAAACAAUAAAUUAGAAUGUACAAUGUAACAAUCUUCCUUUCUCCCAUGCCAUGCAAUUAAGUCCUUGGACCCAGGGCAUAUAAUAAAUUAUGUACAUUAUGUAUGCAAAAAAUCUACUUGCAUUGUAGCUUUGAAGUUCUCGGUAUUUGACAGUUGUAGGACUUAACAACUAGUAUUUUUUCUCUGAUUUUUGUUCACAGGUUGAUAAGCACAUACGUAAACUGGAUGCUGACUUGGCCAGAUUUGAGGCAGACCUUAAGGAACAGCACGCCAAGGAAGCUGGUUAUUCAGAUUUUGAAAGUAAGUUGGAAAAGUAACGCUAAAAUUACAAAGUCAUUAUAGCCCAAUACUGACUACAGUGGUUUUGGCGUGGCAACCGACAAAGGACCAGGCCAGCAGAAGAGCACUCAAUGCAGUUUUAAACAUUAGUGGUGGGGGGGGGCUUUGUUGUGAACAAAACACUUUGCCAUGGUCAUGUUGCACAACAAUGAUGAUUUGAAUAAAUUCAUAUAAAUCAAUGUCCAUGCUCGACUCAGCUGACACAGAUAAGUGUUAUACUUUCCUUGCUGUAUUUCUUUUGAUCAGUCCACUUUUUUUCUUUCAAGUCACACACUGACUGGUUACACAGACAUUCCUGUAGAAGUUGCCCCCACUGCUUGAUCGAGAAUUGUGCUUUCCAAUAAGGAAAGAACGUUAAUGCUUGCAGAGUCGGUUCCAAUCUUUGCACCCCAAUCAGAAAAAUCACAAAUAACCGGAAAAUAAUAUUAAACUUUUUCUAAAUCCAGUUUGUAAUACUGUCAUGAGAUCUUCACCACGAAAAAUACAGCACAAUACACUUGGUGACUACUUUAAAUCAUGUUUUCAAAAUUUUGGAUCAAUUACAAUUAUUUUUCCAAUCUACAGGUGAAUCACCAACACCAAAACGGAAGAGUAAGUCAGGUAUGUGGUUAACAACAGUAGCAAGUUAUUCAUCUCUAAAAGAAAUAAUAUUAAUAAUAAAUUCUUGCAUGGAUUGAAAAUUCAGUGUUAAUCAGUGAUUUUGUUGUCUCUGUGCCCUGUGUCGCUGAUGCAUUAAAAUCCGCAAAGACACAAAAUAAUUCAUGGCAUGCUUCCCAUAGGACACAAAGAACGAUCAAUCGAUUUAAAGAGUUUUUGAUAGAAUAUCCUGUUUGUGUGAUUUCUGUGGCUGUUGUUUAAAGAUGCAUUUUAUUUUAGUCUUUUUUGUGCUUUAAGUAUAUAGAAGGACUAUAGGAUCAAUUUUAGGUUUCUGGGAAACUGCCCACCUACCCCUACCCUAAGCCAACAUUAUCACUUACUUCUCACUUAGGGCAAAAUGUAGGCCCAGGGAAGGGAUAGGUGGGCAGUUUCCCGGAAACCGUAACUGAUCCGGACUAUAUUUUAAUUUCAGUAAACUGUAAUAAAGAGUGUUGGCGUCUGUCUCCAGAUUAACUGUCUGGUUACAUAAAGGCCCAAGCAUUUUGAAUUUAGGACUCCUUGGUAUUUUUUAAUUGGUACUCAUUAGUUAUGGACAGGGACUCAUGAAUCAUGACUCUUGAGUCCCAGGACUCCCCAUAACUAUUUGUAACCAAAUCACAGGUUAAUCCCAAUCAUACGCAAGAUUUGACUUGCUAAAAACAAAGUGAUGCCAGAAAGGUUAUUAAUUUUUAAAUACAAUUUGGCCUUUUCAAAAUUAUCUUCUUAAUCUUGGAGAGAGAAUUAAUGCUCAUAGGUCACCAUUGCAGGGAGGCUAAAACAAGCUCUGUUGAAGGACUUUUGUUCAAAACAUCAGCUUCUCUGUCCCGCAAGGUGGCCUCAGUUGACAGAAAAACAAAUCCCUGUAUUUCAAUCCCCUACCAAUACAACACCACAGUUUCUUUAGAAGCAAAACCCUUAAUUUAUCUGAGGUUAAAACAAGUGCUAAUGUAUCCCAUCAGGAUACGGAGAUGGCUAAUAUAAACCAUGGGAGUUAUUUUCAGAAUUUUACAGUUCAUUAUGUGCAUUAUGUUCAGUCUCAUUCUCCUCUUUAUAACCAAGAAGAGAGCUGAGGCCAGAACCUGUCCCGUGGUGUUCUGGGGUUGUUAUUGGGGAUGUGCCAGUCAUCUAUUGGCCUAUUUUUUCCCUGUUCCUAGUACAUUGUGUCACAGUUCAAGAAGUCUCUGUGGAUGUUAACUCAUCUUAGUUUCCUUUUUGUUUUUUAAGUGGCAAAUAAGGGUGAGAUGUUGUCGAUGUAACACAUGUUUAUCAAGCAUGGCAGUGUUACAUCCGGUACUCGGACACCAAAAGUUGGUUUUAAAAAGGAACCAAUUUUCUGACUGAGUUUAAGGGCUCUGGAUGUUACAUAAAACAUAGUUCAGUGUGUUCUAAAAUUUUAUUUUAAUUUGUAUCUGAGAGCCAAAUCUCCUUAACAGUUCUGUUUCCUUUAUUUUUGUAAAGUCAUAAGUCUGCAAGGAUUGGCUUUGAAAAAUAUUACUGUUUGACAAAAAUAAUUUCUUCAUCCCAUAUGCUGUGUUAGACAAGGUUUGAAAUAAUUUAGUAUUAUAUUUUGUAGGUGGCAGAAGUAGCAAAGGGGGAGGAAGGAAAAAGCAACAAGAUUUCGAUGAACCGGCCAGGAAAAAGAAAAAGUAAGCACACAAGAACAUAAAGGAGAUGUAGUAUUCAUAGAGUAUUGUAGGUUUUAAGAUGUUCAUUCUUAUUCUCUCUCUGCAUCUUUCUUUCAAUUUCACACUAUGGUCAACUUGUGUGCACGAUGUACAUGUACACUAAGUACUUAACAUAAACAAGUACAGGUGUGGCAUCCACUCCAUUAACCUUGACUGCUGUUUACCCUAUUGAAUAACUGGUGACUGACCCCCUCUAUUUUUAUCAUAGGUCACUCCCUCUACCAAUCCUCUCCAUUUUAAUAGAAAAAAUAAUUCUUUGUGAAGUAACAACUAAAAGCCUAUAAAUUUGCUGAAUUCUGUCACACAUGGCUUUUGGUGUGGUGGAAUCUUGGGCUGGUUGGGUGGAGUUUGCCCAGGGUUCUCAAUAGAAGGCGGCACCCGGCAAUUGAUCGCCGCUUACUUUGGGAUUUAUAGCCGCUUACUUUGUGUUUAGGUCACUUUUCUUUGCUUUGUUUUGACACCUCUGGCUUUGCUGAAGAGCCUCCUACUUUAUCAGUGAUCACCUUGUACUUAAAAAUCUAUUGAGAACCCUGUUGCCUAGCAACAAAGCCAAACAAAUAAAACUACAUGCCCAAAUUUUAGAUGCUGUAAUUUAUCGUCAGGAAUAAAUGCCAGCCUAUAGCUAAUUUUGUGUACAACUUUUGGGGCAGAUUGUCACACAAAAAUGGCUAGACUAACUGCAAACAGUGUGUUUUUGGCGAAAUGUCCACUUGCAAAUGCUUUUAUUCUUGUCCUUUUUCCUUUAAUUUCCUUCUUUUGGAUCUUUUCCUCAAGUUUCACGGGCCAGAUUCUGUGGGACACGUGCUCCUAGAAAAAUUCCCCACUUGGGAAGUCUUAUGAUCAUUCGUAUAUGAUAACAAUGGUGGUAGCUACAAAAAUGGCAUUAAAACAAUAAUUGUUUUAAUGUCAUUUUUGUAAUACUUUAAUACUUUGUAUGACUUUAAAUGGACACUGAUUAGCUUUUGUUUCUCCUCCUGGACUAAACUACAUGUAUGUUAGACCAAAAUUUUUCAGAGUUGUGUUAUCUUUUACAAAGGACAAUAAAUGAUUGGGUUUUUUUAUGAGUUGCCAUUGUAUUGGCUUCAAAUUUGUUUAUUCCUACAUGUAGUUAGUGGUAUGUACCCUUGUUGGUUAAUGAUCAAAUUGCUCUCAAAUAGCCUGGAGUAAGAAGAAAAAUCUCUUUACAUCCUACUUGACAUGCUGUCUGCCUGACAAGAAAAAUAAUAAAUUUGUUACUUUUUUAAACAGAAAGGUAUUAUAAACUUAACAUAGGGUUACCGUUAGAUCCUGACAUACAGUAGUCACAUUUAUCUUGCUUUUCGGGCAAGCAGAUUUUCCUCUUUUGUUUCACCCUCUCCACCCACCACUUAGUACAUGUUUUAAAAGUGGUGAUGUUGAGUAGCAUAGAUACAGCUUCAGACACUCUGCAGCCUAGCAAUAUUCUGUGUCAGUUAUUACCAGUCUGUGUAAGCUAAUUAGCUGUAUUACUGCUAACCCUUGUUGCAGAGUGGAGUCUGAUGGCCCCAAAUCCCUUGCUGUCGCUGUGUCUCUUCUGGCACCAGAGGUUCAAGUACUAGACAUGCCAGUUGAUCCUAACGAACCAACAUACUGUCUAUGCCAUCAGGUAAGAUAAUUGCAAAGACACUAUAGUAAUACUGUUGCUUAUUCAUUCAUUUGUUUUUUGUUCAGUGUUAAUACACAGUGACAAUAGUCAUGGAACUGCUGUGUACCAGUCCCCAGUUGUUCAAAUGGUAGAUACAGUGUACAACUGUAGUGUUAUCUAUUGGAUAAAUCUCUAUCCAUUUCAUAACAAAAUUGGUUUAGCUAAUACUUAUCUAUCUGGCUCCACUUCUUGAAAAGGUGGAUAGCGCUAUCCACCAGAUAAAUUUAAGGCUGUGCUCUAAGGGAAAUUGAAGGGAGCCCAGUGCUCUGAACCUGUAAAAUCCAGGGUGCCCAGCAUAUGAUUUGUAUGAAAAAUCUGAGAUUUUCUAGUCGCCUGAGAGCAAGAGUUAGGCACCAGGGGCCACCGGGCUCUGCUAGAGCACAGCCCUGAAAUUGCAUCCACUGGAUAGUGCAAUUGGCUCCCUCAAUAUUUAUCCACCGGAUAAAUCAGUGUUAUCCAGCUUUUGAAGAACUGGGGCCUACUGGAUAGUGCUACAACAACCAGGGCCAGAUAUACAGUGUAUUAUGUAGUAUUGACUUCAUUGAUUGACUCAAAGUUUAAAUUAUGGGUUGGUUUUUUGUUCUAUAAAAUACAACUAUAAUUUAAGGUCAGUUUUUUCACUAGCAGGUUUAUACCAAAACAGUUAUUUUCCUCAUUGUGGGUGAAAGAUACUAGUAGUGAAGGAUAUUAAUCCGAGUCCAUCCUCUUUGGUGAAUGUUUGGGAAAUUUAGUGUAGCAGUACAGUGCGGUACUUAUUUCAGUCAAUUUACUUUGGAUCUACUGUUUUUUUGUGAAGGUUUCGUAUGGUGAAAUGAUUGGAUGCGAUAACAUGGAGGUAACAAUACGGUAGCAAUAAAUGUUAGAUAAUCAAAACUAUAAAUUAGAUAAUUUUAGACACGUACUGUUAUGUUAGGCUUGACAAUCUAGGUCAAAACUUUAAGGACACUUUGUCCUCUUGCUUUAAAAAAGCAAAAAUAUUGGCUGUUCGAAGUCUAUUCAGUUCACACAUCGUCAACUUUGGUUGGGCGUAUGGUAGAGAAAACUUGGUAAGGCCGUAUUUAUGAGUGUGAAUGUGAUCGUCCGGGUGAACGUAGUCCUGAAUAGGACUGUUGUUGUUGACAGUGACUGACGUGCGGUAGUCAUCUUCAGAGUCAAAGUGGAUCAAUUCAAUAACCAGAGUAUACCAUCAACUGACGUGAUACAACUCACUUUGACUCUGAAGGUGACUACCGCAAAGGAUGUCGAAGCGUCAGUCACUGUCAACAACAACAGUCCUAUUCAGGACUACGCUCACCCGGACGAUCAAAGUCAACCUACUUUUGAAAUGACUCUUGGGUUCAAACCUUUCACAGUAUAUUUUUUAUCAUAAUUUCCACGUGAAAAAGGAAGAGGUUUGUAUCAAAGCAAUGUCAACCUCAGCCUGACGUUUAUGCAAAGGCUAGGAUACUAAGCACACAACUAUAAGCUGGUCUAUUCAGUACACAAAAAGGAGAUUGAUAGGGAGCGUCCUUAGGGGUGGGGGUUGGGGGGUGUCCCAAGAGAUGAUGACUCCUAAGACAAUCCCUUGUAGAACAUCGAGACUUGAGUAAAAACUGUUUGUUGGUCAACCAGAUAUUUUGUAUUUUGUUGUACAGGCUCUUGAGUCAAAGAAGGACAGCUUGAGCAUAUUGUAUCUGGGUAACAUUUGCUGCAAUCCAGAGAAAAAGAUCUGUUUCCACACAGAAGUGGAUACAUGAAGGUGUGCGAAACGAAAAGGUUUCGACAACCCAGCAUGUGGCGAGAAGUUUGAGGGGAGCCAAGGGGAAAAAAUAGUUGUUUUCAAGUAAUCCGGAUGCGUGUGGAUGGGGCUUUGUUGCUUACUGGUGUCUUGAUGUAAAAGGAGCUAGUACACAGAACUGACUUGCUGCUUCUGUUUUUCAGUGCCCUAUUGAAUGGUUUCACUUCCCAUGUGUGGGACUUACCUCAAAGCCGAAAGGAAAAUGGUUCGUCGACAUUUCUUAUCGUUUCAGUAAUAUAACUUUUUGUUAACCAAGGUGAUGAAGGUUUCUUAAAUAUGUGCGGUUUUUUUUACUGGAGUCUUUUCCUGUUACCCUUUGGGAUGUAGUAUUAUUUGUUGGCUACACCCCACGCACAGAUUACUCAUUAGUUGACAUGUCCUGUUGUUGACCUUUUCGCUUUUUAAAAGAUAACUGUGCGUUAUCUCUCUCGUUUGUGGUCAUAGUAUUGCAUUGAAUUCAUUUUUGAACUUUUAUUGCAACUUCCUGUGCACUGUAAAAAUGUAGACAAUGGUAAAUUAUGGUCGAUUAAUUGAUAGAAACAGUUCGAUCUCUGCAAAGAUAUUUCUACUUGGAACUGCCCCUUGAUUGCCGUAUGAAAUUGAUUUGUCGCUUCCAAAGAGGAUUGGGGAUUAAUCCUUCAAAGUAACAUCUUUCCUUCUCAAACGGCCCUUUGGUUAAAAGCUCGCCAAACGUCAAUUUCAACUUGCUUUGUCUCUCAUAUUUUUCAAAUUGUUUGAUUCAAAGUUUUUUCUAUUCUCAAAAAUAGACAUCCCGGAAUUCUUCAUUGUUACCAGAAAAGUUAGAACUGUUUCGUUAUUGAAGGAGGUUGAGCUUUUUCCCGAUUCCAAAAUGCUAAAAUUUCUAACAUUUGUUGUUUCCCCGCUAUUGUCCAAAAUGACGACGGCUCACGCGCGAGAACGAAAGAAAAAUCUAAAGUAAAAUGGUUACAGCGUUACUACUUCAGGUAUUGUCCAAAAUGCGCCCAAGAACGAAAGAAAAAGUAACAGUAGUUCAACUAGAAACGUUUGGAAUUAUUUGCCCCAUCAGCUGGGAAAACAGUGGUCAAGUGUGCCUUCAAGAUACAGACUAACGUGGCUUCGUUAGGUCAGAGAAGGGCAUAAUACAGAAAGAAACUAUUUAAAGCAAAAGAUAUCAACUUUGAGAGUUUAAAGUUGUUUAAACAUCGCAUGAAGCUUAUUCAUUCAUUCAUCCAGAAAAAAAGGUUAUGACUCGUCAUUACAGAGAUUUAGAAUAACGCUUAGGGCAAAUAGCAAACCAGCCUGCAAGCAAGCUCUCCAUUUGCGGGUGUGCGAGAAGUCACGCGAGAGCACCACGCGAAAGGAAACGCGUUGUCUUGCAGCUCGCUUUGCUCGCCAUAAAUGACGAACUUGCUCCCAGGCUGAUGACAAACUUUAAUUUGUACCACUUGAGCAAGGUUUAUCUCAAGUUUUCGUUUACUGUUCAUUGUAUGUGCAGAAAAAUGAGUAUAUUCAUUUCGGGUAUAUCUUGAGAACUAUUGCGCACAAUUGUUGUUGUUUUUAUAGUUGUGCUUUGACAUCUUUUUCUUCAGUCGUUGUUAUAUUCGAAAACGCACAUCGUCUUCGUCUUCAUUAUUUGUUUUUUUUUAGAAUCAACGAAUUCGAUCACACUUCACUUCUAAUUACCGCUUUCGGCGCCGGGAACCCAGGGACACAACAGACUGCCCGAAGCCAAACUGUAAGAAUUUUUUGGGAAGUUUAUUAACUACUUGUUUUCCUAAGAGGAACAAAUGACCUUCGUUGCGUCGAGGUAAGGAAGGUCUGUGGCUGCCUGAGAAGUUUAAGGAGGGCGUACGUUUGGUAUGAAUUUAAAUGGAAAAUAAGGCUACGCCAGGAGCUUAUGAUCAUAAGCCCCUGGUCACACUUGC